GAGACAGGACAAAAACCCAAAUUGACAUACAGGUGUGACAUCUCUUUCACUUUCGCUUUCUCAUUUCCUGCUUCACUGGACUUGUUUUGAGAGGACUGCGGCCGGAGUGCAACGUCUCCGUUAAUAAAUUCGUGUGUGUUAUAGCUCAGGUAAACAUUUAUCAGUGGUCUUCAAUCACAUUCAGUCGGCCUAUACGUCGAGUAUGUUGAAGAGGACAACACAUAUCCUCUUCGGUUGUCGGACCUGCUGAAAACUCCUUAACUCCAGACCGCACACAAAAUGGAUUUCCAGAAGCUCCUCUUAGAUGUGGGGAAGGCCCUGAGUAAGGACGAGGUAAAAGCUUUAUCAUUCCUUUGCACUGACAUCCUGAACCGAAACCCGACCUGCGUGGAGUCGGCCGGUGACCUCUUCUCUCGUCUGGGGGAUAAAGACCACCUCUCCGCUGAGCGCCCAUACCUGCUGACUGAGCUUCUCAUCAUCAUCCAACGCACCCGACUGAUACGUGACCUCGGCCUCUCUGACAGAGCAUCUGAAACCAGGAGCCUCAUCUCACCUUACAGGACGCUGCUUUACAACCUGUCUGAGGAGAUUAAUGAUGCUGAGUUGAAAGAUGUGAAGUUCUUGUUAAACAACUAUCUUCCACGUAGAAAACUGGACGAAAAUGUUUCUACACUGGAACUCUUCCUGGAGAUGGAGCACAUGGAACUCAUCAGUGACAAUAAUCUAAAUUUACUGGAGACCAUAUUUCAGUCAGUCUGUCCCAUGUUGAAUGUCAAGAUCAGCCAGUUUAAAGCACUGCAGGUAACUCAGACCAGUCCUGUAGCUCAAGAAUCAUAUCGACCGAGGUCGAAAUCGUACCCUGUGUUACCAGACAAGGCCCCUCAAUCUUUAAAUCCAGAGAGGACUGCCUCGUGUGAGCUGCCAGAAGAAUUUGCACCGUUGGCUGAGUCAAACAUGAAUACUUCCAGCACCUCUGUGGAUUUAGACGCAAAUGUGUUUCAUGGUGGAGACGACUGUGUGGCCCUGUCGCAUCAACUGAGUGGUUUGAACACUGAAACAAGCCCCUGUGCCUCCUUGGACGGUCAUUUAGAUGUUCAAGAAAACAAGGUCUCCUCUGAAACACAGAUGCCUCAGACUACAAACACAAACAACGAGGCUUUGGGAAUAUAUCCCAUGACUGCAGCCAAGAGGGGUAUUUGCUUGAUAGUAAACAACUACAACUUCAAUUCCGAUUCUCACCAAAAGCGGGAAGGGACCAUCCUCGAUGAAGAGUGUCUGGACAAAGUGUUUGCGUGGCUUGGCUUUGUGGUCGAGAUAAAGAGGGAUUGUAAGUCGGAGGAGAUGCUGUCUGUGUUGCGGGAGCUCGGCAGCAGAAACCAUAGUCUGAUGGACUGUCUGGUAUGCUGCAUUCUCAGCCACGGCAAGGAGGGAUGUGUGUUCGGCGUGGACGGCAACCACGUUCCGAUUAAGGAGCUGACGAAACCUUUCAAUGGGUUAAAUUGCACCUCUUUGGCAGACAAACCUAAGCUGUUUUUUAUCCAGGCCUGCCAGGGCACCAUCGAGCAGAAGGCUGUCAACAUUUGUACUGAUGGUCCUGCACGCAGCGAUGAUUCCAUCCCAUCCGAUGCAGAUUUCCUGCUGGGAAUGGCCACCGUUCCUUCUUUUGUCUCUUUCAGAGACAUAAAAAAGGGCACGUGGUAUAUUCAGUCAUUGUGCCAAAACCUUGUCCAGAUGGUGCCAAUGGGUUCGGAUCUGGUGUCUAUCCUGACAAAAGUAAAUGCAGAUGUUAGCCAGAUGACCAAAUCCGUCGGAGUAAGAAAGCAGAUGCCUCAACCAGCGUUCUCUCUGAGGAAGAAAGUGGUCUUUCCGAUCCCUGAAGCCCCUCCUCCCAGCCUGCCGCACUGAUGACAACAAUCCGCUGCGUGUUUGAUAGACCAGAUGAUCCCUGAGACACUAGUGUUUUUGUCUUACAUUACCACGUUCAGUGAUAAUUCAGAUGGAUACAUUGUUAUAUCGCAGUAUUUUCAUAACAAUACCUGAGCCAGCUCCAUAUUGAAUGCAUUUUGAAUGUAGACAUUUGUCACAAUUAUUCUUAAUUUUAUACCUCGUCUGAUUCACAACGGGCACACGCAUGUUCAACUCCCUUCCCCUAUUUACAUUUUUAAUGUUGAACUUCAAUGAACUGUUUGAGCUAAUCAUUCACAUUGAUCCCGAUGUAAGUGCAACAACCAACAUCCUCUUCAUUAUUUCUAUUUUAUUUUUUAUGUAAUUUCAGACAUGAAUGUGAUGGUAUUAUUGUUACCAUUUAAAGAAAACAUAUCACUGUAUACAAACGGCUGUCACACAUCAGAAAUUCCUGCAAUCUUACAAAGUAAAAUACAUACAUUUUCUAUCAAUGAUGCAAUAAAUGAUAUAUGCACUGCCAUUGUGAAA
Cyclopterus lumpus (lumpfish) is the source of this 2433-nucleotide messenger RNA. RefSeq names its product caspase 10, apoptosis-related cysteine peptidase (gene casp10). NCBI's taxonomy places the organism in Eukaryota, Metazoa, Chordata, Actinopteri, Perciformes, Cyclopteridae. The coding region runs from base 280 to 1905 and encodes 541 amino acids. Gene Ontology annotation, biological process: proteolysis; negative regulation of extrinsic apoptotic signaling pathway via death domain receptors. The transcript is spliced from 13 exons. The record is from RefSeq and is a predicted model, not a curated record. Gene Ontology annotation, molecular function: protein binding; cysteine-type endopeptidase activity.